AGUAUUUCCCCUAUUUUAAUAAAGAAUAAAAAUACAAUCACAUGAAUCAAUGAAUCAUUAUAUCAUAACUCAUAAAAAAUAUUUGUUUUAUAAACUACUUUAACUAAUUAAUCACUAUCACGGUUUUUAUCAGUUUUUUAUUUUUUUGAAAAUCUGACGUAAAAACUUUCAAUUAUUGCGUAUUUCGAAUGAAUAUGCAAAUUAGUUAUGAUCAACAAUGUCAACAAAUGAUACUGAACAAUUAAUAAUAAAUAGUUGUGAAUCUCCAGAUGAUGUUCAAGUCAAUAGAUUUCGCAAUGUAAGCUCAAUAAAUGCAGGAUUAACUGAAGAUGAAAUUAAAAGUCCACUAUCUGCUUCAAUUAGACUUAGAAAAACAAAAGGAACAAAAGGAGCAAUUAUUCCUGGAUCACUAAAUGUUUUAUCAGCUAAAUAUGAGUCAUUGGAUUAUGAUACAUGUGAAAAUUAUCUUAUGCUUGAUGAAGAAAAGAAAAAAGGAUACAAGUUUAUAAUAAAAAAAAAUUUAGCAAGAUGGAUUUUAUUUAUUGUAAUUGGAAUGGUUACAGCGUUAAUUGCAUGUGCAAUUGAUAUAUCUAUUGAAGAAUUAUCGAAAAUUAAAUAUGGGUUUUUAAAACAAAGUGUUGAUAAAAAUGUGAUAUUAGGUAGUUUAUACAUUCCCUACUUAUUAUGGGUUGUUACAAACAUAAUUCCAGUAUUUAUAGGGUCAAUUUUAGUAGCGUAUGUGGAACCUAUUGCAGCUGGAAGUGGUAUACCACAAGUAAAAUGUUACUUAAAUGGUGUGAAAGUUCCUCGAAUUGUUCGAAUCAAAACAUUAUUUGUGAAAGCAAUUGGUGUUGUAACUUCCGUUGUAGGAGGUUUAGCUGGUGGUAAAGAAGGGCCAAUGAUACAUUCUGGUGCUGUUGUAGCAGCUGGAAUAUCUCAAGGAAAAAGUACAACAUUUGGUAGAGAUUUAGGGAUAUUUCAAUAUUUUCGGGAGGAUCAUGAAAAACGUGAUUUUGUAUCGGGUGGAGCAGCUGCUGGUGUGUCGGCCGCUUUUGGUGCACCUGUUGGUGGUGUAUUAUUUUCCUUGGAAGAGGGUACAAGUUUUUGGAAUCAGUCGUUAACAUGGAAAACUUUUCUUGCUUCAGUUGUAUCUACAUUUACAUUAAAUUUUGUUUUAUCAGCAUAUCACGGACAUCCAGGACAGUUAAGUUAUGCUGGACUCUUAAAUUUAGGAAAAUUUGAGAAUCUCGAUUAUGAAUUAUAUGAGUUACCAAUAUUUAUUUUAAUGGGAGCACUUGGUGGGCUGUUAGGUGCUAUUUGGAAUCAUAUUAAUUAUAAAUUGGCAGUAUAUCGUAUACGACUUUUAAAAAAGAGGUGGAUUAAAGUAAUCGAAGCAUGUUUGGUAGCUGGUAUGAGUGCUACCGUUGGUUUUCUAAUGAUGUUUUUCUUAAACGAUUGUAAACCUUUGGGCCAAGAUCCUACAGAUUUCCCCGUGCAAUUAUAUUGUAAUGAUGGUGAAUAUAAUGCGUUAGCUGCUAUUUGGUUCCAAACACCUGAGGCUUCAGUGAAAUCACUAUUUCAUGAUCCAGCUGGAAGUCAUCAUGCUAAAUCAUUAUUCACUUUUGUUAUUGUAUAUUUCUUGUUGUCAUGUUGGACAUUCGGAUUAAGUGUAUCAUCCGGCUUAUUUAUUCCAACACUUUUAACUGGAGCGGCUUGGGGUCGUCUAUUUGCUUCCGGUAUUAACGCUGUUUAUCCUGAAAUGGCAUUAGCAAAUCCUGGGAAAUACGCAUUAAUUGGUGCUGCGGCUCAGUUAGGUGGUGUUGUACGUAUGACAAUUAGUUUAACAGUUAUUAUAAUGGAAACCACUGGAAAUAUAACAAUUGCUUUGCCGUUAAUUAUUACAUUAAUUGCGGCUAAAUGGACUGGUGAUUUCUUUAAUGAAGGUAUUUACGAUACAUAUAUUCAAUUGGCCGGAAUACCCUUAUUACCAUGGGAGCCACCACCAUUAUCGCAUACGGUAUAUGCAAGUGAAGUGAUGUCACAUCCAGUUGUUACUUUUAAAACGGUUGAGAAUGUUGGACAUAUUAUUGAAGUGCUUAAAGUGUCCACGUAUAAUGGAUUUCCUGUUGUAGAUCCACCAUUAAGCGAUCAGCCAAUAGUUACGACAUAUGGUAGAUUACGUGGAUUAAUUUUACGCUCACAAUUAAUUGUUUUGCUACAAAAACGAUUAUUCAAUGAAACAGCUGAAUAUUGGGCCCAUAGUGAUUACGUUUCAAGUGAUAUAUUCCGUAAUGAAUAUCCAAGAUAUCCCACAAUUGAUCAUAUUGAUAUAUCUGAAGAAGAGAAAACAAAUUCUGUUGAUUUACGACCAUUUAUGAAUCCAGCACCGUAUACAGUAUUACAUUCAACAUCGUUACCACGUAUGUUCCGACUGUUUCGUGCACUUGGUCUACGCCAUUUACCAAUUAUCAAUGAUAUGAAUGAAGUUAUUGGUAUGGUUACACGUAAAGAUUUAGCUAGAUAUCGAGUUUGGCAUCAUCAUGGCCGAAUUGGUUUAGAUGAAUUACUUGUUUCAAAGGAUAUAUAAUUAUAUUUUGUUCUAGAACAGGAAUUUUAUUUCAUUUAGACAAUUUUUCUUGAGAAUUAAUUUGCGAAUUUAGUUUGUAUAGUAAUUUAUAUUCCCAUUUUUAUUUGAAAAAUACUUAACAUAGAUACGGAAGCCUGAAUGGUUCAUGAUCAAUUUAU
Molecule: messenger RNA, 2745 nt
Organism: Chrysoperla carnea
Lineage: Eukaryota; Metazoa; Arthropoda; Insecta; Neuroptera; Chrysopidae
Gene: ClC-b
Product: H(+)/Cl(-) exchange transporter 7
Exons: 8
Coding region: 218-2587 (789 amino acids)
Biological process (GO): transmembrane transport; chloride transport
Cellular component (GO): lysosomal membrane; intracellular membrane-bounded organelle
Molecular function (GO): voltage-gated chloride channel activity
Source: RefSeq, a predicted model, not a curated record